Mauremys mutica (yellowpond turtle) is the source of this 2325-nucleotide messenger RNA. RefSeq names its product protein phosphatase, Mg2+/Mn2+ dependent 1N (putative) (gene PPM1N). Gene Ontology annotation, molecular function: manganese ion binding; protein serine/threonine phosphatase activity; magnesium ion binding. Bases 1186 to 2325 code for a protein of 379 amino acids. NCBI's taxonomy places the organism in Eukaryota, Metazoa, Chordata, Testudines, Geoemydidae. Gene Ontology annotation, biological process: protein dephosphorylation. The transcript has 3 exons. The record is from RefSeq and is a predicted model, not a curated record.
CAUCUACCACAGAUGCAGCCCAGCCUGGGACUCAGCGCUGCCCCUCGCCAGGCUGAGCAGGGUGGCACGGACCCUGCGCUGCCCCACCCCCUACCUGGGGACCACCGGGGACAGCACCGCCCCCUUCUGGGCAUAACGGAGUCACCACAUUAGUAAUCACCCAACAGCCGGUGCUGCCAGAAUGCCAUGCAGCCAUCUCUGGGGUGGGGCGUGGGGCUGUUUAUACAGGGAUCAGCCGGCUGGUGCUGAGAUGCAGCCACCUCUGCGGGGAGGUAGGAUAUAUAAACACAGUCACCCAGCAACAGUGCCCAGCAAUUUGGGACAGGAAGUGAAAACAAGUGAAGUUUCUAUGUGAAGCUAUGUGGGGAGAAACCCUGAAUUCAAACGGGGAGAAAAGCAGCCUAGGCCAGGUGGGCCCUGCUGCUCCACCCCACACCACAACCCCAGCUGGGUCCUGCUGCUGCUCCCCCGCCCCUGAAGGGAAUGGCCCCCGGACAGCUUGGUGAUGGGACAAUGGACACUUUAAUGAUGGCACCGUGGGCCUGGUCCCCUCCUUGCUUGCGUCUCCCCCCUGCCCUCCCCCACCCCUUCCAACUGCUCUGUCACUGUAGCCCCCUCCAUCUCCCUGGUGCCACUCCACCCCCUACCCUGUCCAUCUCCUCCACACCCACCCACCCCUCCACCCCCUCCUGCUCUGCAUUCCCACCAUCCCCCUUAUUCCCGGCCCCUCCCCAUCCAGCCGCCGCUCACAGCUCGCUUGCCAAUCUGUCUGCACUCUGCAGAACACUCACAGUGGCUAGGGCGGGGUGGGCCCGGGGGCCCGCUACCCACACCCCAGUCUCGCAUGGCCCAAGCUGCCUGCUGGCCCAUGGCCGGGCAGGGCUUAGGAGAUUUAACAUUCCAUAUUUAGCUGCAGGAUGAGGAAUUACGGUGCCAGGGAGGACAGAGCCGCGGCAGCCCCUGCAGUGCAUGUGUCCCUGGGGCUGCCAGGGGGCGAGCCGGCUGCAGGGCACCAUGGGGGGCGCCAGGAAGGCCCCGAGGAGUUAACUGAAACUUGCCAGAGAUCAGAGGGCUGGUGCCAAGUGGUGACGGCCCAGGGCACCAGGCCUGGGCACUGGGUGAUUCCCCACGGCACUUGGUUGGGGGCACCAGGCCUGGAAAUAGGGUGAGUACCCAGGGCACAGGAUGGCGACCUUUGUGCGGCUGCUGGUGUCGCAGGCGGAGCGGGUGGUUUCGCGUCUCUUCAAGGCGGAGCGUGGCGAGGGGCCCGGCUCCUUCCUGGAGGCGCCACGGACGGAGAAGCUGCUGGAGCGGGGCGAGGGGGGCGGGCUGCGCUAUGGGCUGGGCGCCAUGCAGGGCUGGCGGGCACACAUGGAGGACGCUCACACGGCUCAGCCCCAGCUGCCAGGUGCCCUGGCCACCUGGGCCUUCUUUGCCGUGUACGACGGGCACGCAGGCAGCACGGUGGCGCAGUUCUGUGCCUGCCACCUGCUGGGGGAGGUGGUGGUGGGCGAGGCCUUCACAGGGGAGGCGGAGUCGCCUGAGGCGGUGAAGGAGGCGGUGCGGGAGGGCUUCCUGCGCAUCGACAGCCGCAUGCAGGCGCUGGCCCGCGCCGAGGGGUGGGAGCACGCCGGCUCCACCGCCGUGGCCGUGCUGGUCUCGCCAGGCCACCUCUACUUCAUCAACCUGGGCGACUCGCGGGCGCUGCUGUGCCGGGCCGGCCGCCUCACCUUCUACACGGAGGACCACAAGCCCAGCCAGCCGCGGGAGCGGGAGCGCAUCGAGAACGCCGGCGGCACCGUCCUGCUGCAGCGCGUCAACGGCUCCUUGGCCGUCUCCCGCGCCCUGGGCGACUUCGACUACAAGGCCGUGGCCUGGCGGGGCCAGACGGAGCAGCUGGUGUCGCCCGAGCCCGAGGUGUACGAGCUGCCGCGCUGCCCCGGCGAGGACGAGUUCCUGGUGCUGGCUUGCGACGGCGUCUGGGACGCCUUCGACACCGAGGGGCUCUGCGCCUUCGUCCGCUCCCGCCUGCUGCUCGGCGGGGACCCACAGGCCGUGUGCGAGGAGGUCCUGGACGCUGGGCUCUACAAGGGAAGCCGCGACAACAUGACCUGCAUGGUGGUGUGUUUCCGGGGGGCCCCUGGCACCUCCCAGGCUGCCCUGCAGAAGGAGAGGGAGCUGGACGCACACCUGGAGAGCCGGGUGGCAGAGCUGUACGGGGAGCUGCAGGAGCAGGGGGCUGCCAGCCUCGUGGCCAUCUUCCAGUGCCUGGCGUCCGAGGUGAACCCCAGCCUGCCCCCCGGCGGGGGUCUGGCCAGCAAGUGA